UCCGAUGUCUGCGCAAACGGCUGCGAAUGGGAACCGCAGGAGUGGAUGUGAAACCCUGCGAGAUGGUCAAAAGUUUUUUGUGCACAUCCCUCCCUUCUUGCCUUUCUUAUUCUUUUUCCAGCCAUGCCUUCGUCUCCCACCCAGCCGCUGCUCAGCAGUGCCAGAGUCACAUACUCAGCGACGCCAGAGCCAGCAGCACUCACAGACUCCAGCGAUUCGCCAGCAGCUGUUCACAAGAAAGGCAGCAGCGUCGAGACCUUCUUCCACAUCGUGUGCAUUACUGCGGGCACAGGCAUCCUCCAGCUCCCGUAUGCGCUAAAGGAGGGUGGAUGGAUCGGAGCCUUCUACAUUGUGCUCGCAGGCAUGAUCUCAUCGUACACGGGAAACAUGCUGAUCCGCUGCCUCUACUGCAAGCAGGGCACGCGGCUCCAGUCGUACUCUGACGUGGUCGAGGCAGCACUGGGCCGGCGCGGCAAGCAGAUCGUGCGGACACUGAAGGACUUCAAUUUGCUGGGCGUCGUUGGCAUCUACAUUGUGCUCGCAGGCGUCAAUAUCUCGACACUCCUGGCCGACUCGUCUGCCUUUGUGCCGAGCGUGCAGUUCUGGAUCGCAGCAUCGGCAGUACUGGUGUGGCUGGUGAUUGUAUUGGCGCGUGAGAUCCACGAUGUGUUUGUUCUCAGCUUCUUUGGCACGUUGACGACCGUUGUCACUGUGGUUAUUAUCAUGUGGAUUGGUAUCGGCGACGCCAGCCGGCGGAAGGAGGUGCCGCCGACGAAGCUGGUGGAUGGCAAGAUGCUGCCGAUCUCGCUGGCGUCGAUUUGCUUCAGCUUUGGCGGCAAUCUGAACUGGCCCGACCUCGAGGCAUCGAUGGAGUCGCCGAAGCUCUGGAGCAAGACGCUUUCGGUGGCCACCGCCUUCAUUGCCUUCAUCUACCUGUGCGUGGCGGUGAUUGGGUACGGUGCAUACGGCGACCACGUGAUGUCGCCCAUCCUGCUGAGCCUGUCCAAAGGCCUACCUGUGGCUACCGCAAAUGUGAUGAUCACCGCCCACGUCCUGCUCGCCUGUCCGAUCCUACUGACCGCCGUGUUCAUCGAGGCCGAGCGCGACCUAAACAUCGACGCCGCCCACCAUUCGCCGGCUGCUGAGCGCAUGUACCGGGUGCUGUUCCGCACCGCCAUGAUGGCCGCCAUUGCGCUGUGCGCGCUGUUUGUGUCUGACUUUGCCAAAUUCGUGCCGAUUCUGGGUGCUGUGGCCGCGUCCAUGGUGGUGUUUGUGAUCCCGGUGGUCUGCUACAUCAUCCUGUACCGUGAGCAGUGCACCUUCUCGCCCUGGGAGUACGCGUGGUGUGCGCUCAUCGUGUGCGUCGGGCUCAUGUGUCUGGUCAUCGGCACCUCAGAGGCCAUUGGCAAUCUGUAAGUGCCCAAAGUGACACAGCAAACAGACCCACACAACGGCGCCCUGGAAAAAAUGACGCUGUGUUCGCUAGACGUACGUCACGCUUUCAUGCUUGGAAAAUACUCAAAUGUGUGGGUUUGCGUGGCCAGCGCUUGGUUCUG
Molecule: messenger RNA, 1556 nt
Organism: Linderina pennispora
Lineage: Eukaryota; Fungi; Kickxellomycota; Kickxellomycetes; Kickxellales; Kickxellaceae
Exons: 1
Coding region: 124-1416 (430 amino acids)
Biological process (GO): amino acid transmembrane transport
Cellular component (GO): vacuolar membrane
Molecular function (GO): amino acid transmembrane transporter activity
Source: RefSeq, a predicted model, not a curated record